Messenger RNA from Xyrauchen texanus (razorback sucker), 2928 nucleotides. RefSeq names its product cyclin-dependent kinase 5 activator 1-like. The coding region runs from base 330 to 1268 and encodes 312 amino acids. The transcript has a single exon. Gene Ontology annotation, biological process: positive regulation of cyclin-dependent protein serine/threonine kinase activity; brain development; activation of protein kinase activity. Gene Ontology annotation, cellular component: cytoplasm; protein kinase 5 complex. Lineage: Eukaryota; Metazoa; Chordata; Actinopteri; Cypriniformes; Catostomidae. Gene Ontology annotation, molecular function: protein kinase binding; cyclin-dependent protein serine/threonine kinase activator activity. The record is from RefSeq and is a predicted model, not a curated record.
UUACACAGAUGCAGUAGGAUAAUCUCAGUUAACAGAGGCUGAUGUCAGAUUGGUUUGGCUCACCACAAAUCCCCUUAGUUGAGGUAGGCAAUGCAGGACUGGGUUGCCGUCACUAAUGCAGAAGGAGUGGAGGGAGUGUCUGCCAGCUCUGAAAUUUCCUCUGAACAUCUUUGAUGGGCUGUCAGCCCCUAGGUAGCCUGUUUGACAGCUCAAAUGGAACUUGACGUGUAACCUGCUAAACUCAAACUCUGUUGCGACGUCUCCUCGCGCACAGGGUGGUUUAAUAUCACUUUGUCGCACAUCGCGUGCGCGUAGCGCGCUCCUCCGAUAUGGGGACUGUGCUCUCGAUAUCCCCACUAUUAAGCAAGGAGACCGUUCUGGACGAGGGAGGUAAGCCAGUAAACGAAAUCAACGGGAAAAUAGAGAAGAGCCUUAAGAAACAGUCGGUGUUCGUGUCUACUCUCACGUUUAAACGAAUGGUUACUGCAUCAACUAAGAAGACAAGUGCCAAGAAAGUUACUCCAAAUCCUCUUCCACAACCACCACCGACCAGCGACUGUCAGGUCGAGCAUCUCAACCAUGAGAACUUGAAGAAAUCGCAACAGUCGACCAACACCGAUCGAAAAACGAAAAAUGGACCUCUUGAUGAGCACAUCCCUACGGUUCCUACCCAACUGAAUCUUCAUCUCGAUCAGGACCAGCUAUCUCCAAAGGCGAAGCAACUAGUUUCGGUUCAGAAACAGCCCAGCAGCCGUUUGCUUAUCUCCCCGAGACGCGUGAUCGUUCAAGCUUCCACCGGGGAGCUGCUCCACUGCUUGGCAGAAUUUGUAUGCAAACGAUGCUUCAAACUCAAGGAACUCCGUCCAAACGAGGUCAUUCUCUGGUUCCGAAACGUGGACAGGACUCUUCUGUUGCAAGGCUGGCAGGAACACGGGUUCAUCACGCCCGCCAGUCUCGUGUUCGUCUAUCUGCUCUGUAGGGAAACGGUGACCGAUGAUGUUGACAGUCCACGUGAACUCCACGGGACCUUUCUGACCUGCCUCUAUCUGGCGUAUUCAUACAUAGGGAACGAGAUUUCUUACCCUAUCAAGCCCUUCAUGAUCGAGACCAAUAAGGACGUUUUCUGGGAACGUUCUUUGGAUGUCAUCGAUAAACUGAGUGGCAAAAUGUUGCAGAUUAAUGUAGAUCCGCACUUUUUCACGGAGGUUUUUCAAGACUUAAAAAACGAAGGGGAUUCCAAGAAGGGUGCAAGUGAGCUGGACCGUUAGUGUGAUCAUAAUCCGUGCAGCAAUCAAUAUGAUGAUUGCUACUGACGGAUUGAAUAUGAUUGUAAUCAACUAUACUUGAGUGACUGCUAAAUUGUAAUGGUUUAUCCAUUAUUUUGUCACUGUUUAGGUGGAUUUGUCUUAACAGUAUUAAAUACCCCCGGUGUAGUGGUUUGUAGUCAAAUGCUUCACCGGUUUAGCUGCAGAUAAUGCAUGCCGUAAAGAUUUGAAUCUGUACAGUUGCUGUAAUUUUAAACUGUUGUCCACAGUCAUAAAAAGAGAAGGUGAAAACAUGCCAACGUUUAUUCCAGUUAGUUGUCAAUCUCUGGGUCAUCGUUUACUAUCCACCCGAGACCCAGAAAGAAAACAGAGUUUUUAGAAUUUUAGAUAGGACUAAUCAUUUAUAAUUAUUUACAGCAUUUGUGUUUUUAUUAUAAUUAAACCUUUAUUAGUUAUUUAUUUAUGUAUUUAUUGCCAAUUUUUGAUAUUGCAAAAAAGGUCCGAAAUCUUCAAGAUACACGCAGACUUUAAAACAGUGGCAUUUGCUGGGACUCGGGAGGAUAAAAGCUAUAAUUUUGAAGAGAUGUGAAUGGAACUAUCCAAGGUGCUGACCUGUUUGUGUUCAGGCUCUAUUGACAGACAUUCAUUCUAAAUCUGAAACUUAGAAACAUUUUCCGUUUAUCAGAUUUUCUAUGUGCCAGUAUGUAUGGAAACGACUAAGUCUAUUUUGAUUUACAUUGGAUUGGGUGGGGGGGUUAUUGCUUGGAGUUUAUUUUAUUUGUAUUUAUUUUUUACCAAAUAAAUGCCAGUCUGACUGGUUAUGUUGAUGCAUACUGCAUUCAUCAGGCUCAUUAAUGCUACUGACCUCGUGUCAAUUGGCAAAAGAUUAUAAGAUUAUAUUUAGCAUCCAACUAAUCUUUUCUUCGGCUGAUCUUAACAGUGUUCUAGCAAUCUCUUAAUUCUCCAAAAAAAAAAAAAAAAAUCUUAAAUCUUUAAUCUCAAUUAAUUGACUGUGGUUCUGAGGCAUCCUAAGUAACUUUUUCAUUAGUUUGUAUUGCAAAAUAGCGUUAGGAGAUUUACGUCAUGUCAAAUUGAUUGCUUAAUAAACGUGUUGGCUAUCCUUUUUUGGUCUUGUAAGUUGUUAAAGCUGUCCCUUCAUGACGAAUAUUGAUAGAUUCAUUUAAAGAUAGAUACAUUCUGCUUACGGCUUCACUGUAAAGGUAAAUUCAGAAGUCUACGUUAUAAUUUUCUGCUGUAUUGUUUUUCCAUCAUCAGCCAAUCCCGUUCAUCUGAAAGCAAGAAUGAGAUGGUCUCUGAGAAUUUGUGAAUAAAACACUUGAGAUGAAUGAUCUUACAGUUGAUUGGCCGGAAUUUGCUGCAGUGUGUGAGAGGGGUUUCUCUUGGUCAGCGGAAUACAUGUGAACUUGAGUUUCAGUCUCUCUCGUCUGUCGCUAUAGUAACUGCAAGACCACUCGCACGCACUCUAUUUUCAUUCACAGCACUGCGGAACCUCACACACUUUGUCUUCAAGUAGAGUCUGGCCACAAGCACAUCACAGGAAUAGUUACAAAUACGUCAAUAAGGCUUUUCUAUUUUCUCGAGUGGAUUCGAGUUGCACGCAAUCAACUAGUGUUAGAGUUCUUGUAAGUCCUUUUAAGGGAUA